This is a messenger RNA of Centruroides sculpturatus (bark scorpion), 2714 nucleotides long. Its product is annotated as protein sel-1 homolog 1-like. The coding region runs from base 210 to 2444 and encodes 744 amino acids. Lineage: Eukaryota; Metazoa; Arthropoda; Arachnida; Scorpiones; Buthidae. The transcript is spliced from 17 exons. Gene Ontology annotation, cellular component: endoplasmic reticulum membrane. Gene Ontology annotation, molecular function: protein binding. Gene Ontology annotation, biological process: ERAD pathway. The record is from RefSeq and is a predicted model, not a curated record.
GUCACUAGAGGGAUUAUUAGAAUCGAGUGAAAGAUGGACGUACGUGGCGUUAAUUUAUUGGAAAAUAGAAUUCUAAUAAAUUUAUAAUUAUCGAUAUAUUUCGUUGACAAUGUUGUGAAAUUGCAUUUGUAUUUUUAGAAACAACUGUUAAAACUAAAUAUUCGAAAAAAUAUCAAGAACUGAAGAUUUUUAACAAGUACUAGUUCAAUAUGGUCUUUUUAAAAUGUCAGAAAGUAUUAUUAUUGUUACUAUUUUUAUGGUUAAGAAACAAUAUUGUGAAAGCUAAUCAAGAUACACACAUUAAAUCUCCUGCUGUUAGUGUAAAUGUAAAUAAUCCUUCUGAAGAUGAACCAAAAGAAUCGUCAUUAAAUUCACCUGUUACUUCAAAGAAUAAUGAUGCGUCAUCUAGUGAAGAACCUGUUUCUAGUCAUUCUAAUGAAAAAAUAACAAAUUCUGAAAAUUUAAAAGUUAUUACCAAAACUGAAGAUUCAAAAACAAUUGCAGAUUCUGUUGAUGAAUUAUUAGUUAAGGAUGAUAGAAAAGAUUCUAGUUCUUAUUUAUUGGAAAAUCCAACCAACAAUGAUAAUUUAUAUAAGAAUGCAGAAGAUGAUAACGUGCAUAAAAGUGAAAUGAAAGAGAAAUCUAUCUCUCUUGAUAAAGAGGUUUCUGAUGAUUCUAAUACAUUAAAAGAAGAAUCUGAAAAAUUACCAGUGAAAGAAGAAUUGACAGAAGAACAAAAACAAGUGCAAAUUUUAUAUGAAACAGCAAAGAGCAUAUUGAAUUCUACAAAACCAGAUAAAAAACGAGCAUAUGAUUUGUUAAAGCAAGCUGCUACUCUAGGUCAUCCUCAAGCUCAAGAAAUGGUAGGACAAGCUUUACUAUUUGGUGAUGUUUUAAAUCAAAAUAUCUCAGCUGCUAAAGAAUAUUUUGAAGAACUUGCAAAGACUGGAUCUCCGUUUGGACAAAUGGCAGUUGAAGAAGAAUUAUCUUCAAAUAGUGGUACAGCCAUUCAGAGGGUUCGAUUACUUGAUGAAUUGGAAAAUCCAGGAUCUACUUCAGGAGUUUUGGAUGAUGACUUAAUACAAUAUUAUCAAUUUCUUGCUGAUAAAGGGGAUGUUCAAGCACAAGUUGGUUUGGGUCAACUUCAUUAUCAAGGAGGUCGGGGAGUGGAACAAGAUCAUGCUCGUGCCUUGAAUUAUUUUGUACAAGCUGCUGAUGCUGGUAAUGCUAAUGCAAUGGCAUUUUUAGGAAAGGGACCUGCAUCAAGUGUCAAAUUACAGAAAGUUAGAGAUUCUAAAUUAGAAUCUCUAACUUUCUUUGAAGAAGAAUUAUCUUCAAAUAGUGGUACAGCCAUUCAGAGGGUUCGAUUACUUGAUGAAUUGGAAAAUCCAGGAUCUACUUCAGGAGUUUUGGAUGAUGACUUAAUACAAUAUUAUCAAUUUCUUGCUGAUAAAGGGGAUGUUCAAGCACAAGGCAAUCCUGUUGGUCAAAGUGGUUUGGGUUUAAUGUAUUUAUAUGGUAAAGGAGUUCAAAAGGAUUAUUCAAAAGCUUAUAAAUAUUUUAAUCUUGCUGCUAAUCAAGGAUGGGUUGAUGGACAGUUACAGCUUGGUAAUAUGCAUUACAGUGGCUUAGGAACUCAACGAGAUUAUAAAAUGGCAAUUAAAUAUUAUACCAUGGCAUCUCAAUCUGGACAUGUAUUAGCAUUUUAUAAUUUAGCCCAAAUGCAUGCAACAGGCACUGGAACUGUUCGGUCUUGUCAAACUGCUGUAGAGUUGUUUAAGAAUGUUGCAGAACGAGGCAGAUGGGGAACUAAACUCAUGCAGGCUUAUAUGGAUUAUAAGGAAGGAAGAAUUAGUGAAGCAUUGGUGAAGUAUGCUUUGCUUGCUGAACUUGGUUAUGAAGUUGCUCAGAGUAAUGCAGCUUUCAUUUUAGACAGAGGAGAAAGUGAUCUGUUUCCAAAGAAUGAAACAUUUGCUCGAGCUCUAUUAUAUUGGAAUCGUGCAGCUGUACAAGGUUAUUCUGUGGCAAGAGUGAAAUUGGGUGAUUAUCAUUAUUAUGGCUAUGGUACAAAUAUUGAUUAUGAAUCUGCAGCAGCACAAUAUCGAAUGGCAUCUGAGCAACAGCAUAAUGCACAAGCCAUGUUUAAUUUAGGCUAUAUGCAUGAACAAGGAUUGGGAAUGAAACAGGAUAUUCAUCUUGCAAAACGAUAUUAUGACAUGGCUGCUGAGACAAGUGCUGAUGCACAAGUUCCUGUAGCACUUGCAUUAACAAAAUUGGGAAUACUCUACAGUGUCAGUUAUUUUAAAGAGUAUAACUGGGAAAAACUGCUACCAGCUGUCAGUAUUACUCGUCUUUUAGGACCAAAUUGGGAUCUUUAUGUAAUGACCACCCUGGCUUUCCUUCUAGGCAUAAUUGUAUAUUUUAGAAGGAUUCCCCAAGGUUGACCGAUUUUUAUUUUUCACUUGAAUUUCCCAUGUACAGUAGUGGGAUGUUUUGUAUAUUUAUGGGGAAGUUGUCCAACAAAAUCUGAGAAGAAAAACUGCAGUCCCUCCAAUAAAGAUGUGACAGAGAAGAAAGCAAGAAUUGUGAAAUUACAAGUUUAAGUGGAUGCAGAAUAUCCUCUAAAAUUUAGAGUUGCAUAAAACUUGGAAAUGUGGAUAAUUUGUAGGCAUAUCUGUCACUGAAAAUAAAGUUUUGUUUGUUUUUAAAUAUAA